GCUCAUAAGUGCGCGUGUGUUUUGUGCUUGUGUGUGGGUGUAGGUGCGUUCGCGUGCGUGCGUGCGUACGUACGUUCGUUCGUUCGUCGUGCGUGCGUACGUGUAUAUGUGUGUGUGUGUCCCCGUUCGUCGUUCUCGGUGGUGACGAGGACAAGGUGGAGCACGACGAGAACGGCGGUGGGCAAGGUGGAACGUGAAAAAAGGAAGACGGAAAAGAACCUAGGGAUAAACGUGACAGUAAUAAAAGUGACUAAGAGGAAAAAUAAUAGAAAUAUAAUAGCUGCUGCCAAUGGUGGAUCCCUUUUCCCCCUACUACUACAACAAGAAGCUUUUCGCGAGUUUCACGCGCCCCCUGACACCUUCGGUCUUCCUUCUUUCUCUCACUCUCUUUCUUUCUCUCUCUCUCUCGUUUUUUUUCCCUCCUUUCGGUUUUGCCUUCCGCUCUCUUUCUCUUCUCUCUCAGUUACCGACCGUACCGCGACCCUCGAUGACCCUGCAACCGUGCGCCGAGGAAUCGAACGGCGAGCCAGAAAACAACUAAUAGCGCUGCGAUAUAUCCUUUCGUAAAUCGGGAUACGAGUGUGUAAAGGCACGCUGGGGGAGAAAGAGGGAGAUAAGAAGAACGAGGAGAUAGAGAAGGAAAAAAGAAAGAAAGAAAGAAAGAAAGAAAGAGAGAGAGAGAAAGAAAGAGAGACGUAGAAGAAGAGGAAACGAGUGAGAGAUCCUCUUCGCCAUAUUACUAUAUAUAGAAAGAGAGAAAACGUGGCGGAUUCGGCGAUCACUUGGCUGUGACAACGUGCACAGAUACAUAGAUAGAGCAAGGAAAUGCGUGAAUAUAAAAUAGUAGUAUUGGGCAGUGGAGGUGUAGGCAAGUCCGCCCUCACUGUCCAAUUUGUCCAAGGAAUUUUUGUUGAGAAGUACGAUCCUACGAUCGAGGAUAGCUACCGUAAACAAGUCGAGGUCGACGGUCAACAAUGUAUGUUAGAAAUUCUAGACACAGCUGGAACGGAACAAUUUACAGCCAUGAGGGAUUUAUACAUGAAAAACGGACAAGGAUUCGUUUUGGUAUACUCGAUAACGGCACAAUCGACGUUCAACGAUUUGCAAGAUCUGAGGGAGCAGAUCCUGCGAGUAAAGGACACAGAUGAUGUGCCAAUGGUGCUUGUGGGUAAUAAAUGUGAUUUGGAGGAUGAAAGAGUAGUUGGCAAAGACCAGGGCGUCAACCUUGCCCGGCAAUUUAAUUGUGCGUUCAUGGAGACCUCCGCCAAAGCCAAGAUUAAUGUGAACGAUAUCUUCUACGAUCUAGUUCGACAAAUCAAUAAAAAAUCACCAGAAAAGAAGAUGAAGCAAAAGAAGAAAUCGCUGUGCCUACUUCUGUAAGAUUUUUAUAUGGCAGUGUCCAUAUUUCUUCUGCAUUGAAAUAUACCAGUGGAAGAUGAAAGAGGAACUGGCGGUUAUAAAAAUACUAGUGACAAGAAGGGGGCUGAUAAGAUGAUAAAAUAAUAGCAGAGGAACUAAAUAAAAGGAGAUAU
This is a messenger RNA of Vespa mandarinia (Asian giant hornet), 1532 nucleotides long. RefSeq names its product RAS oncogene family member Rap1 (gene Rap1). Gene Ontology annotation, molecular function: GTPase activity; GTP binding. Gene Ontology annotation, biological process: Rap protein signal transduction. The record is from RefSeq and is a predicted model, not a curated record. NCBI's taxonomy places the organism in Eukaryota, Metazoa, Arthropoda, Insecta, Hymenoptera, Vespidae. Gene Ontology annotation, cellular component: membrane.